Molecule: messenger RNA, 2391 nt
Organism: Klebsormidium nitens
Lineage: Eukaryota; Viridiplantae; Streptophyta; Klebsormidiophyceae; Klebsormidiales; Klebsormidiaceae
Source: the annotation of a GenBank genome assembly
CAGACUUUCCAGCUGAGUCUGAAGACACUGAAGUUCAACUUUGCCAUUGGUGCUGGCCGCACUUGGAAUCCAAUCCCAGGCGCCAUCUGCCAGAGACGACGUUCCUCUGGCGUCAACUUUUUAUCUGAUCCGAAUUUGAUUCCAUCGCAUUGCUUUCCCUAGCAGCAGAAAUGGGCCGGGGAGAGGAGUAUGUGAAACGGAAGCAUAAGCGCGCCGAGAGGAAGCGGAACCGGGCAGACUCAGAUGGUGGUGUGUCUGAGCUGGCGGCAGCCAAGAAGCGCCGCAGGAAGGGGAAGAGACGAAUCACAGAAGGCAUGUGCUACUCCCUGCCAACGGUGGAGAACCCGUUUCUCGAUGAGAAGGAGCGCGCCUUCCGCAUGACGCACGGCAAGAAAGUCAAUCCGGAGGCGCCAAAAGCAAAAUGCGCCAAAAGCGCGCCGGAAGACCCCGACGUCACCAAGAAGAAGCUCGAUUCCAAACCUGCAAAGCUCAGAAAGGUGUUCUGGCCAAAGGGGGACGCCGGCAAGGGCCCCAUCACGUCUUCUUCAGACACGCGCCUACCAGAAGUUUUCCGCUCUGCGGCGGAGAGCUUAGGAGUGACCGAGCCGUCUGCAUUUCAAGCGGACAUAUGGCAAGCUGCGCUGCGCGGACAAGGGGUCUGGGGUCACUCCAGGGGUGCGGGAGAAGAGGUUGAGGAAACGGUUGCGGGGUACGUGCUGCCUGCGGUGCAACACUUGAAGGCGCAGGAAACGGGGAAAGUGGGGCAGGGUCCAGCAAUACUGAUCCUGGUGCCAAGUAGAGCAAGGGGUUCGCAGGUACUAAAGGCCUGUCGGAAGAUCCGGGAGGGAGGGAUCCCCCUAAAAGCAGUGAACGUGCACGAUGAGGCGAAUCCGCAAGACCAGCUGGAAGGGCUUGAGAGCCAGGUGGUGGACUUGGUAGCCGCCACGCCAGGACGGCUGUCGCAGCUGAACAUCAUCAAGGGGGAUCUCUUAUCGAGGGUCACGUUUGCUGUACUAGACUCUGCCGAUCAGAUGAGCGAGCGGGACUUGAGACAAGCCGGCCUUCUAACAGAAAGCCUCCGGGCCGACGCCCAAACGCUCUUCUUCACCGGGAGCUACAACGUGGCCGUGCACGAGUCGCAACGCAAGUGGCUCAAGGAUCCAAUCCAACGAGUCGCCGCCAGCAACACGCCUGUUGCGCUGUGCGCCGGCAUCGAGCAGCGGUUCGUGUACUGCUCCGAGGACAAAAAAGCUCAGCGAGUUGUCAAGACCGUGCUCGACGUGAGGGAGGCAGAGCAGGAAGCCCGGGCGAAGAGCCGCAUUCUCGUCCUGGCCGCGACUCCGGCCUCUGUGAAUGCAACUGUGGAGGCUCUGGCGGAAUCCGGGCUGAGGGCCGGAGCGCGCCACGAGGACCUGCGGACGGAAGAGCGGCUUGCUGCUGAGGACGACUUCAGGGCGGGCAAGGUGCCCAUUCUAGUUACGACGGGCAUCACCUCCCCGGGAGUGCACGCGAGCAGCGUACCGGUCCUCAUCGUGCACGACCUUCCGGGAACCGUGGAGGAUUACGUCAGGCUCGUGGGAUACGUGGCGAGGACGACGGUGAAGGGCCAAGUGCACAGCCUCCUCACCAAGGAGCACGCCCAUCUGGCCGUGGGACUGUCUGAGCUGCUCCAGGCGUGCGCGCAGCCGGCGGAUUCUAAGCUGGAGAUGAUGGCGCGGGCGGUCAAGCUGGUCCAGCAGCAGCAGACCGGAACCGGAAACGGAAACGGAAAGGGGUCUGGACACGGUCAAGUGAGCGGCGCAAAGAUGAACGGAGCGCCCAAUGGAAAUGGUGUCAGAAACGGGGAAGAAGCAGCGCUUCCGAGAACGACCGCCUCGAGGCGGGACCCGUCCAGGGGAGCCGGCGUCGGAACCGGAAUGGCAGUUGAUGCCGUCGGACGGACGGAGGCUGGUAAUGGGCGAGUGGCGCAAAACGGACGUUCUGCCAGCGGAAACGGACGCUCGGACCACGGAAGCGGACACGGGGAAGGCGACGGAAGCGCGUCCGAAGCAUCAGAGGAAGAGGAGGAAGACGACGAGGCGACGCUAGACGAAGAGGAGCGGCUAGCGGCAGAAGAAGGGGCGCCGGCGGGGGAUGAUGAGCUGAGGAUGCUGGAAGAGGAAAGUUCGAUGUCGGUAGAGGAGCUGUUGGCGAGGAUAAGAGCGCGGGCGGAGGAGGGGGGACAAUGACAUUUGGCGGAAUUUGACAUUGGUCACCUGCUGCUUCAAAACAUCUUCAGGGUCGUUGUGUUGGCAUGCAAAUCCUUUUAACAGGUUUUUUUUCUAAGAUGCACAUGCCACCAACGAGUACAUUUUGACAACCUCCGUGGAUUGCGGAGCUAGUCCCCCCCCG